Molecule: messenger RNA, 1529 nt
Organism: Dermatophagoides farinae (American house dust mite)
Lineage: Eukaryota; Metazoa; Arthropoda; Arachnida; Sarcoptiformes; Pyroglyphidae
Gene: mRpL44
Product: mitochondrial ribosomal protein L44
Biological process (GO): RNA processing
Molecular function (GO): double-stranded RNA binding; ribonuclease III activity
Source: RefSeq, a predicted model, not a curated record
AUUCGGCAAAUUCAAUCGGCUAUUAUGACCGAAUAAAUCGAUUCGUGUCUAAAUGGAAUAAAAAAUCUAAAUGCAUGAGAAUUGAUUUCAUGUGGUGGAUGUUGUUUGGAUUUUCCAUUCUUUCAAAUUACCAAUUAUUAUCAAUCCCGAAUUUAUUACUAUUACUAUUUUUUGGGGAUUUCCAAUCAUCGAUCAUCAUGAAUCGAUUAAUAAAAUCAUUUCAUUUAAAUCAUCAUAAGCAAAUUAUUCGCUUAUUGAAUCAACAUUAUUAUCCAUCAACAACAAUGUUGCAACGAUUUUCAUCCAUAACGGUGAUAGAUAAUGGAAAAUUUCCCUGCCAAUUAAUAAAUAGAUAUAAAUCAUUGAAUACUAAUAUAUCACAAAUACGUGGAAUGAAAUUGUGGAAUGAAAAAUUAUUGCGUAAAAUGUAUUGGCGAAAACGUAGUUUCGAUGCACAAAAAGAACGAUUACGUGCCCGUUCUGAAUGGCAAGAUUGGGAUUAUGCAUCCGAACUUUAUGCAUUUGCACAUCGAUUACAAGAACCUGAAUUGAGCAAUAAUAAUAUUUUGGUACGUGCAUUUACACAUCGAUCAUAUGUUAGUGAACAACGGGCCAAACAAGAGUCUUUAGGAGUACAAGAUGUGCAAGAAUAUCUUGAAGAUAAUAGUGAACUUAUUGAUUUGGGUCGUCAAUUUAUGGAAAAAUUCCUAUCACAAUAUAUUCGCUAUCAUCUUCAGCAAGCACCAGAAGAAUGUAUACAAUCACUAGUCCAAUAUCUAAUGUCAACAUCAGUUUUGGAUGACAUUUCUAAAUGGAUAGGCUGUAUUGAUCUAGUGUUAUGUUCGGAAUUUCCACCAAACAAACAAACAUUGGCCGAUACAGUUUCAAGUAUUGUUGGUGCAUUGGUCGAAAUUCGAGGUGAACAAAAUGCCAAAAAUUUUGUCAUAGAUUUCAUUUGCACUUAUUUGAAUGGCCGUGAUCCGUUGGAAAUAUGGCGUAUUGAUCAAAUGGAUUUGAAUCUUGAUAUUUUUCUUCGUGAUCAUGUUCAUGGCCAUCAAUCGGAUUCGAAUUGUGAACCACGAAUAUUACGACAAAGUGCCGUCGAUACAAUCGAAUCCUGUUAUGUGGUGGGAAUUUAUUCAAAUCAAAAAUUAUUAGGCCAAUCAGCUGGUGAAUCAUUGCCAAUUGCAAAACGUAUGGCUGAAUUGGAUGCUUUUCGGCGAAUUUUCGGACUAACCACAGCCAACGUUCGAUUUGAAUUUGGACCACGUGCUUAUGAUCUAGCAUAUGAUAAAUAUGAACGAGAAAAUUUUCAUUUAUUUGAAUCAUCAUCAUCAUUACCUAAACAAGAAGAGAAGCAAUCACAAAGACAGACUUCUUCGUAAUUGAAAAAUUUUCGCCAUUAGAAAUCAAUUAUAAAUUGUAAAUACCGAAUUCAUUUUAAUAAUGAAAUACAAAAAAAAAUGAAAAAUGUAUACCGAGUGUGAAUGAGUUUUAUAAUAUAAUAAAUUAGAUUACAAAGAAAAAAA